AUGAUCCGCAGACAGGCCCGCGAGCGGCGCGACUACCUCUACCGGCGGGCGCUCACGCUGCGCGAUGCCGAGCUCGCCAGCAAACGCGCGGCGCUCAAGGCGUCGCUGGCUUCAGGCAAGCCGCUGUCCAAAGAGGUGGCCGACGACGAGACGCUGCGCGCCGACUUCAAGUACGACGAGAGCCGCGCCGACCGCACGGUCGAGGAGGAGCUCGGGCUCGACGACGAGUACGCGCAGCUGUCGGGCGUCGUGGACCCGCGCAUCCUGGUGACGACGUCGCGCGACCCGUCGUCGCGGCUGGGCACCUUUGCAAAGGAGAUGCGGCUGCUGCUGCCGACGAGCGUGCGCCUCAACCGCGGUAACCUGAUCCUCAGCAACCUGGUCGACAGCGCCAAGAGCAGCGGGCUCAGCGACAUUGUGCUGCUGCACGAGCACCGCGGCACGCCCACCGCCCUGACCGUCAGCCACUUCCCCCACGGCCCCACGGCCAGCUUCAGUCUGCACAACGUCGUGCUGCGCGCCGACAUUCCCAACAGCGCCCGCGGCACCGUGUCCGAGUCGUAUCCGCACCUGAUCUUCGAGGGCUUCCAGUCGAAGCUGGGCAAGCGCGUCGAGCAGGUCCUCAAGCACCUGUUCCCGCCGCGCGAGCCCACGGCCAAGAUUGGCAACCGCGUCGUCACAUUCAAGAACAUCGAGGACACAAUAGAGGUGCGCCACCACGUCUUCGUCAAGACCGGCUACCAGUCCGUCGAGCUGGCCGAGGUCGGGCCGCGCAUGAGCAUGCGCCUGUUCGAAAUCCGCGCAGGUACCCUGGACAACAAGGAGGGCGACGUCGAGUGGCAUCUGAACCAGUACACGCGGACGGGGCGCAAGAAGGAUUAUUUGUAG
This is a messenger RNA of Boeremia exigua, 888 nucleotides long. Its product is annotated as anticodon-binding protein. Gene Ontology annotation, cellular component: small-subunit processome; nucleolus; Mpp10 complex. Gene Ontology annotation, molecular function: snoRNA binding; rRNA primary transcript binding. The transcript is spliced from 2 exons. Gene Ontology annotation, biological process: rRNA processing. The record is from RefSeq and is a predicted model, not a curated record. The coding region runs from base 1 to 888 and encodes 295 amino acids. NCBI's taxonomy places the organism in Eukaryota, Fungi, Ascomycota, Dothideomycetes, Pleosporales, Didymellaceae.